GGAAGUGACCCAAGGCGGCUGGAAUGCCAGCCUGGCUCGGCCGAGGCUGCCGCGCCGCGUCUCCCGCUCGCCUCGUCGCGCGGCUGCUGCUCCAGCCAAGCCCCGGGCGCGGCGGCGGCGGCGCUUCAGCCAGGCGCUUCAGCCAGGCGGGGGCUUCUCUCCCGACGGCCCGCCGCGGCCAUGCCGCACUUCACGGUGGUGCCGGUGGAGGACAAGGCGCGGGCCGGCUACGACGACUUGGAGGGGCUGAGCUGGGUGGACUACAGGCAGCCCGGAGAGGACGGGGCGCCCCGCCAGCGCGACCCCUACGACUCGGUCAGCUCCGACGGACAUGGAAAUCAUAAGGAAAGUAGCCCCUUCCUCAACACGCCAGAUCAAGGCAAAGGAGAUUACUAUGACCGAAACUUGGCUUUAUUUGAGGAAGAACUGGAUAUUCGCCCCAAAGUGUCUUCUUUAUUGGGCAAAUUGGUCAGCUACACAAACCUCACUCAAGGAGCCAAGGAACACGAAGAAGCAGAAAAUGCCGAAGGCUCGAGAAGUAAAGUUUCAAAAUCUCCCAGCAUGGGAACCCUGAUGGGUGUCUACCUGCCAUGCAUGCAGAAUAUUUUUGGGGUUAUCCUCUUUCUUCGGCUGACGUGGAUAGUGGGAAUGGCAGGUGUCGUCCAGGCCUUCCUUAUUGUCUUAAUCUGCUGCUGCUGUACCAUGCUGACAGCUAUAUCAAUGAGUGCAAUUGCCACAAAUGGUGUCGUUCCAGCUGGUGGUUCCUACUUCAUGAUUUCAAGAUCAUUGGGUCCUGAAUUUGGAGGUGCAGUGGGACUGUGUUUCUACUUGGGAACCACAUUUGCAGGUGCCAUGUACAUCCUGGGAGCCAUUGAGAUCCUACUAACCUAUAUUGCUCCCCAGGCUGCCAUUUUCCAUCCAACUGGGGCCCAUGAUACUUCCAAUGCCACCCUGAAUAACAUGCGAGUCUAUGGGACCUUAUUUCUCACCUUCAUGGCUCUUGUAGUCUUUGUGGGUGUAAAAUAUGUUAACAAGUUUGCUUCACUCUUUUUGGCUUGCGUCAUCAUUUCCAUCUUAUCCAUCUAUGCUGGGUCAAUUAAAUCCAUCUUCAGUCCACCUUUUUUCCCGGUGUGCAUGCUGGGCAACCGGACUCUUUCCAGGGACCAGUUUGAUAUUUGCGCCAAAACGAUGGUGGUCAACAAUGUGACGGUGCCCACCGAUCUCGCCAACCUCUUUUGCCCGGAUUACAACAUAACCUCUGGCCACUGCGAUGAAUAUUUUCAUUUAAAUAACGUAACUGAGAUUGUUGGUAUCCCGGGAGCUGCAAGUGGAAUUUUGAAAGAUAAUGUCUGGAGUAAUUACUUGGAGAAAGGCGAGAUCCUGGAAAGAGCGAGCUGUCCAUCUGUUGACGUAGCUGGAAAUAAGAACAACCUCCACUUGUACGUCUAUGCAGACAUUGCAACUUCUUUCACUAUCCUUGUUGGCAUCUUUUUCCCCUCUGUGACUGGCAUCAUGGCCGGCUCCAACCGAUCAGGAGACCUCAAGGAUGCCCAAAAGUCUAUUCCAGUGGGAACCAUUCUUGCUAUUGCCACCACAUCUCUUGUCUAUUUCAGCUGUGUAUUGUUGUUUGGAGCUUGCAUUGAAGGCGUUGUUCUUCGAGAUAAGUAUGGUGAUGCCGUGAAUAAGAACUUAGUGGUGGGCACGCUGGCCUGGCCCACACCAUGGGUCAUAGUGAUUGGGUCCUUCUUCUCUACAUGUGGAGCAGGUUUGCAAAGCCUCACUGGAGCUCCACGUCUCCUUCAAGCCAUUGCCAAGGACAACAUUAUUCCAUUCCUCAGGGUGUUUGGUCAUGGAAAGGCAAAUGGAGAACCCACCUGGGCUCUUCUGCUCACAGCCCUGAUUGCCGAACUCGGCAUUCUCAUUGCCUCCCUUGAUAUGGUGGCCCCAAUCCUUUCUAUGUUUUUCCUAAUGUGUUACCUGUUUGUCAACCUGGCCUGUGCAGUGCAGACUCUCUUAAGAACUCCUAACUGGCGUCCCAGAUUUAAGUAUUACCAUUGGGCCCUGUCCUUCUUAGGGAUGAGUAUCUGCCUUGCCCUGAUGUUCAUCUCCUCUUGGUAUUACGCUUUAGUGGCCAUGCUCAUUGCCGGCAUGAUCUAUAAGUACAUUGAAUAUCAGGGGGCAGAGAAGGAAUGGGGUGAUGGUAUCCGGGGCCUAUCUCUAAGCGCUGCCCGGUAUGCUUUGCUGAGAUUGGAAGAAGGUCCUCCCCAUACCAAGAACUGGAGGCCCCAAUUGUUGGUAUUGCUGAAACUGGAUGAGGAUUUGCAUGUGAAAUACCCCAGGCUCUUGACAUUUGCUUCGCAACUGAAGGCCGGGAAGGGGUUGACCAUUGUUGGAACUGCAAUACAAGGCAACUUUCUGGAAAGUUACGGAGAAGCCCAGGCAGCUGAGCAGGCCAUCAAGAAUAUGAUUGAGAUUGAGAAAGUCAAAGGAUUUUGCCAGGUUGUUGUAGCUAAUAAGGUCCGUGAUGGCAUUGCCCACUUGAUACAGUCCUGUGGAUUGGGUGGCAUGAAGCACAACACAGUGGUUUUGGGGUGGCCUUAUGGCUGGAGGCAGAGUGAAGAUCCUAGAGCUUGGAAGACCUUUAUAGACACUGUCCGUUGCACAACUGCAGCCCACCUUGCCUUGCUUGUGCCGAAAAAUGUGUCCUUCUAUCCCAGCAAUCACGAGCGUUACAAUGAAGGGACCAUUGAUGUGUGGUGGAUCGUGCACGAUGGAGGCAUGUUGAUGCUGCUUCCGUUUCUCCUUAAACAGCAUAAAGUUUGGCGAAAAUGCAAAAUGCGAAUUUUCACCGUGGCCCAAAUGGACGACAACAGCAUCCAAAUGAAGAAAGACCUGGCCGUCUUCCUUUACCACCUCCGAAUUGAGGCUGAAGUAGAAGUGGUGGAAAUGCAAAACAGUGACAUCUCGGCCUACACUUACGAGCGGACCUUGAUGAUGGAACAGAGAUCGCAGAUGUUAAGGCAGAUGCGGCUGACCAAAACGGAAAGAGAGAGGGAGGCUCAGCUGGUGAAAGAUAGACACUCAAUCAUAAGAUUAGAGAGCCUUUACUCCGACGAGGAGGAUGAAGGGGAAGCAAUCCCAGAAAAGAUCCAGAUGACUUGGACGAAAGCUAAACACGACUCUGAGAAUCAGAUCGGAAAUAGUGUGGUGGAGCACUUCAAAGAACUUAUUAGUCUUAAACCUGACCAGUCAAAUGUCCGAAGGAUGCACACUGCUGUGAAGCUGAAUGAAGUCAUUGUCAAUCGGUCCCAUGAUGCUCGACUUGUUCUUCUCAACAUGCCUGGUCCACCCAAAAACACAGAGGGGGAUGAAAACUACAUGGAAUUUCUUGAAGUUUUAACUGAAGGUUUGGAGCGUGUGUUGCUGGUUCGAGGUGGAGGGCGAGAAGUCAUUACUAUUUACUCCUGAUCCAAAAAGAUUCGCUCUAGUUACUUUUCUACCUGCUUGGCGAGAAAAGACAUUCCAGAUGGAGAGGAUUCCGACUUCUCUUGCUUUCUGUUCCUCGGUUUUCACACGUGCGCACCAAUACACUACAGAUGUGAAUUCGAAUUCCAGUGAAUUCUUCCAUUGGCCAUGUAUCUGAGUAUUUCCGCCAGGGACACGCGUUUAAUCACAAAGCUGGGGUGCCAGUUCGCUUCUGCUUUUCUAUUCUGAUAGAUUUCUGUGCAGUUUCAAUGCAGAAGCUUUCCAUGUAUUUUUUUUUUUCCCAAAAAAAACAAGUACGAAAUUUUAAGGUGUGUACAUUGCUAAAGGAGGACUGAAUUUGGUUAUUAGGUAACAGGAUUUGAAAACAAAUCAAUUCUUUGUUAGGAUUUCAGGGGGGCUUUUAUAGAACUGCUAGUUUUUUUUCUGCUCAAUAUUUUUUACGUGAAAAGAACCCUGCAUUGUUUUUAAAAGGUGUGUGUGCGUGUGUGUGUGUAUAGUUUUUGUAAACCCACCACAGCCACAAUUUCAGUGUUGGAUAAGAAUUUAUACUUCACCAGUUUUAAAUUAUAACAUUACGGUUUCUUGCAGUGUUACAUACAAAACUGGGGGUCUCAGAUUGAAAUAGACCCUCUAUGACCUAUUUAUUUUUUUCCUAUUUAUUGAUUAGAAUCAGUGGCAAUAAAAAUAUCACCUAGAGUAAUUUGUUAAAGUUGUGUUGCUGCAAUAAGAGAGCCUGCUGGCAGCUAAAUUUGCAACUGUCAACUAGGGGUAUUUUUUUUUUAAGGGUAUUUUUUAAAGAUUUACUGCUAUCUUUGUCCUCUUCCAAACUGCAGGCAAAUAUAUAGGUCACACUUAUCUAAACUUGUUAAGUACACAAUAUGCUCGCUACAGUUCGAAGAGUGGUAAACAUUAAGGAAAGGACAUUUUGUACUCGAAACGUAGUUUUUUAAAAUUAGUUUUCACAUCCGUUCAUUUGUACUUAUUGUACAGGUCUGUAUCUUUCUCUUUUUUCCAAUAAAACAUUGCAUACUUUUGAAUCUGUA
This is a messenger RNA of Crotalus tigris (Tiger rattlesnake), 4529 nucleotides long. RefSeq names its product solute carrier family 12 member 4 (gene SLC12A4). Lineage: Eukaryota; Metazoa; Chordata; Lepidosauria; Squamata; Viperidae. The record is from RefSeq and is a predicted model, not a curated record. The transcript is spliced from 24 exons. Gene Ontology annotation, biological process: chloride transmembrane transport; cell volume homeostasis; chloride ion homeostasis. The coding region runs from base 181 to 3468 and encodes 1095 amino acids. Gene Ontology annotation, molecular function: potassium:chloride symporter activity. Gene Ontology annotation, cellular component: membrane.